Menidia menidia (Atlantic silverside) is the source of this 1776-nucleotide messenger RNA. The record is from the annotation of a GenBank genome assembly. Lineage: Eukaryota; Metazoa; Chordata; Actinopteri; Atheriniformes; Atherinopsidae.
AUGUCCUCCGCCUCGCAGUCUUCCUCCAGACGGCAAUGGUGCUACCUCUGCGACCUGCCCAAGAUGCCGUGGGCCAUGCUGUGGGAGUUCAGCGAAGCGGUGUGCCGGGGCUGCGUCAACUACGACGGGGCGGACCGCAUCGAGCUGCUCAUCGAGACCGCCCGGCAGCUGAAGAGCACGCACGGAGUUCUAGACGGCAGGUCCCCGGGUCCGCAGCAGGGCAAGCCCAGCCCGGCCGGGCCCGUUGAAGCGGGGCGCCAGCACGGGGAGCGCGUAGACCGGGGCAGGGGGGAGUACGGGGUGUCCUCUCGCCUCCCCAACGGGCUGCACAGAGCGGAGGACGUGGCCCUGUCGGAGGGCAGCCGUCAGAGCCCCAACACCCGCCGGGCGGUAGCCAGCGCAGUGCCCAGCCUCCAUGGCACCAUAUCGCACGCGCUGAUCGCUCAGGGGCUCGUAGCAGCCCCUCAUGGGCUCUUGACCCCCCUGUCGGCCUCCAGAGCUGGGGCCACACCUAUUGCAGUCUCAGCUGGCACCAUAAUGGGCGAUGCGGCCAGAAGACAGGCCGUGUCCAUCGGAGUGGGCGCCAGCACCUCUGCCCUGGUGGGCAUCGACCCGGCUGUGUGGAGGAACAAUGAAAUGAUGGCUGAACUCAGCGAGGUGUCUCGCAGCAGGUUGGAGGGCUGGCCCAACCGGCCCAAGGUGGUCCGGGAUGUGCUCAUGGCCCUCAGCAGCGGCGUCCCCUUCAACGUGCGCUUCAGGAAAGACCACAACCUGAUGGGCCGCGUCCUGGCCUUCGACGCCAGCACGACUCCAGAUUUCGAGCUGAAGGUGUUCGUGGAGUAUCCAGCCGGCUCUGGAAUAAUCUACUCAGGAAUCCCAGACUUGGUCCGGCAGAUGUUCCGCGACUCGGCCAAAGACGCGGGCAAAGCGGUGAACUCUGGCCUGCGCUACGUGGAAUACGAGAAGAGGCAGGGCACGGGCGACUGGCGCGGGCUCUCCGAGCUCCUGAACGACGGCGUGCGGCUCUUCAAAGAGCCCCCCAUCCCCGAGGUCCUGCCGCAGUCCGACGCAGUGUUGCCUCUGGCAGCCGGACGCCCCGGGCCGGCGAAGGGCCCCACCAGGCGCCGCAAAGCCUCCCCGGGCUCAGAGAACGGCGAGAGUGAGGGGAGGCCCGAUCACCCGACCAGAGAGCCCUGGCCGCGAGGCGCCUACGCGAGCAUGGAGCCCCUACCGGGCAUGGCGGCGCCGCCGGAGGGGCCGCCCCGGCUGCACAGCCAGCCCUCGCCCAUCUCGGCGCUCAUGGGGGUGGCCGACAGCCUGAGCUCCAGCCAGAUGGCGCGGGACAGCCCCGGCAUGGCGCAGCCGCACCCCUCCGCCGCCGGCCGCUCCUCCAGCAGCAGCCCCUCCACCGCCUCCACCUCCGUGUCCCAGGCGGCGGCGGGGCCGGGCCUGGGCGUGGCGGGGCAGAGCGGCAGCGGCGCGGGGGAGGCGAGCGGCGGCGCGCCGGGCGCCCUGCUGUGCUGCACCCUCUGCAGGGAGCGCCUGGAGGACACGCACUUCGUCCAGUGUCCCUCUGUGCCCCACCACAAGUUCUGCUUCCCCUGCACCCGAGGAUUUAUCCGCAACCAGGGCCAGGGGGGGGAGGUCUACUGCCCCAGCGGCGAGCGCUGCCCCCUGGCCGGGUCCACCGUGCCUUGGGCCUUCAUGCAGGGGGAGAUCUCCACCAUCCUGGCCGGAGACGGCGACGUGACGGUAAAGAAGGAGAGCGAUCCUUGA